GAUUUUGGAAUCGAUUUUCAUCACCCGCAUUUGUGAUUCUCUAAACACACACACAAAAAAAAAAAAAAAAAAAAAAAAAAAAAAAAAAAAAAAAAAAAAAAAAAAACGGAGUAAAAAAGUAAAAACAUUCCCAAAUCCCGAACACUCACUCAGGCAAAGGGUUUUAGACUUUUAGGCUUCCCUUUCUCUCUCCCUCACAAAAACCCUGCUAUCAAAAACCUCCGAAAUCCAAAACCCUAACAACAAUGGAGGGAAUCUCCUACCAACGCUUCCCCCAAAUCAAAAUCCGAGAAAUGCGAGAUGAUUUCAUGAAAUUCGAGCUCAAGAAAACCGAUUCAAGCGUCGCCAAUGCACUUCGCCGCGUUAUGAUCGCCGAAGUUCCGACCGUCGCCGUCGAUCUCGUCGAAAUCGAAGUCAAUUCCUCCGUUCUCAACGACGAGUUCAUUGCUCACCGCCUCGGCCUCAUCCCUCUUGUCAGCGAGCGUGCAAUGGCCAUGCGCUUCUCCCGCGACUGCGACGCUUGCGACGGUGAUGGACAGUGCGAGUAUUGCUCAGUGGAGUUUCAUCUUCGGGCCAAGUGUAUUGGCGAUCAAACCCUAGAUGUUACUAGCAAGGAUUUGCUGAGUUCUGAUCACACCGUUACUCCUGUUGAUUUCUCUGAGGCUCCUGCUUCUGAUGAUGCUACUGAUAAUCGAGGAAUCAUAAUUGUGAAGUUGCGUAAAGGUCAAGAAUUGAAGCUUAGAGCAAUAGCUAGAAAAGGCAUUGGAAAAGAUCAUGCCAAAUGGUCUCCUGCUGCUACAGUAACCUUUAUGUAUGAGCCAGAGAUUCUUAUUAAUGAGGAUAUGAUGGAAUCCUUGUCACUAGAACAAAAGAAAGAGUGGGUUGAAAGCAGUCCUACUAAAGUCUUUGACAUUGAUCCUAAUACUCAACAGGUAGUUGUAGUUGAUCCUGAGGCCUAUACCUAUGAUGAUGAGGUGAUUAAGAAAGCCGAAGCUAUGGGAAAGUCCGGGCUUGUAGAGAUCUACCCGAAAGAGGACAGUUUUAUAUUCACAGUUGAGUCUACUGGUGCAGUCAAGGCUCCUCAACUAUUACUCAAUGCAAUUGAAGUCCUAAAACAGAAGCUUGAUGCAGUUCGGCUGCCUGAAGACACCGUGGACGCUGAUGAUUUUGGUGAAUUAGGUGCCCACAUGCGAGGCGGUUAAUUAGCUUGUGAAAAGCAGAGUCUAAAGCUUUGACAAACUGUAAAAUGCCGCGUCAUCCUGUUAUAGCAACCAUAUGAUAAGGUAUUAAGGUGUUCUUGCUUCUUAGUCCCUACUCCCUACUGCACAUUCAGUGCCAGUUAUUUAAUUAUGCUCCUAACUACCUUACACUUUUGUUGGUUAAUUGUCCCUUAAUUCAGUAUAUUUUGGAAUGUCUAGUUUUGUUUGUGUUAUGAAUUUGAAAUGAGUUAUUUGUGACAGCUGCUCUAAUUGACUCUUCAACAUCAGCAAUUAUACUGCCUGAUUUGAGACAAAUUAUAGUACUGAUUUGUCAUCUAUGUAGUAAGCUAACUCUUGAUUUCCUCCAAGCUUUUGAGUUUUGA
This is a messenger RNA of Chenopodium quinoa (quinoa), 1582 nucleotides long. Its product is annotated as DNA-directed RNA polymerases II, IV and V subunit 3-like. Gene Ontology annotation, biological process: DNA-templated transcription. Gene Ontology annotation, molecular function: DNA-directed RNA polymerase activity; DNA binding; protein dimerization activity. Gene Ontology annotation, cellular component: RNA polymerase II, core complex. The transcript is spliced from 4 exons. Bases 246 to 1202 code for a protein of 318 amino acids. The record is from RefSeq and is a predicted model, not a curated record. NCBI's taxonomy places the organism in Eukaryota, Viridiplantae, Streptophyta, Magnoliopsida, Caryophyllales, Amaranthaceae.